AUGUACAUCUUCGGAACUAGCAGUCGACGCGCUGACCCGCCCCGGUCGAAAGGAGACCUGUCUGGGCUCAACUCAGCAAAAAGCCAGUCGUGGACGUCAGAAGGGGCAAGCAAGAUCUCUCUCGCUCAGUCUCUCGGCAGCUCAAGCGGGUCUCCACAGAGAAGGCAGUCUUACGAGAGCCCGGUGACCACUGUUGGGGAGGUGACACCAGCCAGAAGCUGGACCAGCUCGCACUACGAGAGUCCUCAUGCCGGCUUGGGCACGAGAACGUUUUUCGGCACAGCGCCUCCCCUUCAAGAGGGGCCGCCGAUUCUCUUCACAUCGCCAACCCCACCACCAUCACUGCUGCAAGGGGCGCCGCCCGCAGCUCCCAUGAUGAUGUCACCAGUCUUCAGUGGGCCUCCCUGCGCAGCGCCAUCACAGCCUCCGAAUAUCUCAAUGUGCAGCUUUCAAGCUCCUCCGCCACCGCCUGCGGCAGCUCCAAAGAUGGCGCCGCAGCUAUUUCACACGGAUUCGGCUGCUUCGCUGCAGCACAGCACAGCAGCCAACCCCCAGGGCGACCUGGGCGACCAGAGCUCGAAGUCCGAAGUCGCGAAGGAGGCUCCGAGCCCGGAGGAGAAGGAAGAGGUCAGCCGAUUCGAUUCCAAGUCUUCACGUCGGAGAUGGGCAGAUAUUGUCAACGACUCAGAUGAUGACGACCCCUGGAAUGUCAACACGAGUGUGGGAGCAACGCCCAGCUCCUGUAGCUCACCGGUGCCGAGCAGCCAGGAGCCGUCGUCCGCGCAACCAAUGUGCACCACGAGCGCCGACACGGCGCCUCCUGGAUGUUCGGAAGAGCCUGCCACCGAAGACAACACUGAAAGCACGGAGGAAGUGCUGGAGCCUCUGCACGAGGAAAUGGAAACUUCGCUAGCUCCGAAGCCGGAGCCCGCAUCCAGUGAAGGGAAGCGAGCAAAGCCAAGCUGCGAAGACCAGAUCACAUCCAUCAAAGACUGCGCGGCAGACUUCCCUUGUUUCGAGAUCGAUUGCUCGCAGGACUCUGUGGCUCUCUCCACGGUGGCGGACAGCAUCGACUGCAUGAGCUCGAUUGCAGAUUGCCCAGAGGCGGACAUCACCGAAUCCUUGCCAGACGUCGUCGGAGAAGCAGCCAGCCUUGGAGGUCUUGGCAGCGCUGUGAAGAAGAGGAAAAAGAAGCCAGCAAAAAAGAAGAAGACGGAUGUUGUAGAGCUGAGCAGGACUUCAUCCGUCGUCAGCGAGGCUCCCUCCCGUCGGAGCUCCCGAAGCGCACCCUCCGAGACUGCCAGCACGACCAGCGCCGCAGGCAAGCGCUCUGCAUCCAAGUCGCAGUCCGGCAAGAGGCCUGACACCUCUCAGCAGCAGGGUGCCUUUCCGUCGGCAAAGCACGUAUCGCAGUUUCAAGCCGGGUUGGCUAGCUGCGCAUCCGCAAUUUGUGACAACCCUCGGUGGGCGAUCCUGAUGCUGUUGGCCGCAGUGGUUUUUGGUGGAAAAUGCUGGCUCCGGAUCCACGGUGUGGAGGAUGCGGAAGAUACCCGCAUCAGGCGAAUGUACUGA
Messenger RNA from Symbiodinium sp. CCMP2456, 1572 nucleotides. NCBI's taxonomy places the organism in Eukaryota, Dinophyceae, Suessiales, Symbiodiniaceae. The record is from the annotation of a GenBank genome assembly.